AAAAAAGAGGAAGUGAGGCCUUGCUGGUGCUGCACUUUGUUUUUGUUUUUCAUGCAGACGCCACCGUCAGCACCUUUCAUUCAACAGAGCUCCCUCCUUCAGAUGAGAUGGCCGCCGAGGAAUUUGGCGGCGGAAUGGUGGUGGUCUGUGUGAUCCUGGGCCUGUCCUUUCUGGUUGGAACUCCUGGCAACCUGCUGGUGAUCUGGACCAUCCUGCGCCACGUCAAGCACCGCUCUCACACUUUGGUGCUCAUCCUUCACCUUGCGGCCGCAGACCUUCUGGUACUCAUCACCCUGCCCCUGUGGAUAUACUCACUGGCCCACUCUUGGGUGUUUGGAGAGAUCUCCUGUAAAGUCAUGGGCUUUAUGAUCAAUGCCUGUAUGUACGGCAGCGUUUUCCUCAUCACCCUCAUGAGCGUGGAGCGUUUUUUGGCCGUGCGCUAUCCUUUUGCCUCGGCUGGAUGGAGGAGGCAAAAGGCCUUAAGUAAAGUGCUGCUGUUCUUGUGGACUGCGGCCUUCCUGUUCAGUGUGCCCGCCCUCCUCACACGGGUUGUUGAUAAGGAUUCGGGAGAGGAGCAGUGUUUAUACAACCAGUACAGCUCAGCCUCUCAGGAGCUGGUUUGUGUGCUGCUGGAGACCCUGGUGGGCUACGUAUUGCCGUUCUCCAUCCUGGUGGUGUGCUACGGCUGCCUGUGCACUCGCAUUACUCAAAUGACCUUCAAGUCCAAACGCAAGUCUACAGUCCUCAUUGCCAGCGUGGUGGUGGUGUUCGCCAUUUGCUGGACACCUUACCACAUAGGAAACAUACUCUCACUGGUUAUCCUUGCCACGAAGAGGUCCUUCCCAUAUAUUGGUGAUCAUUUGGCUGAUGUGAGCAACAACAUGGCCUACAUCAGCGGAGCUAUGGUCUUCAUCAGCAGCACCAUCAACCCCGUUCUCUACAUGUUCGCUGCCCGCUCCUUCCGCAGGUCAGUGCGAGACACGGGCAUCCGGAAGCUCUUCCGGCACAUCUCCAGCACCUCUCCAGGCGAGGGCAACAGAGAGUUGUCCUUUGUUUCCAAGAGACAGAAGACUGAGACGAGCAGCUCUCAGUGUAACUCUGAGUCAAAAGGGCAAAUUGACAUGUGCGGAAACAACCCAUCCUAGCAACAUGAGCCGGUGGUGUAUGUAUGUGCAUGUAUAUAAAAUAGCUCCUUGUUUUUUUGUGUGUGGUUAUAAUGUAUCUGAAAUGUAACUAUUGACUUGUAAAUUUAUUAACGUAAAUAGAGUAUACUGCAGUACAUAAAUCUUGAAAUAUUUUGACUCUCACAAGAAGACUAAGCUCUCACUCUGUGCAAUUUAACACCACCAUAAACUACAACUGCAUUAAUAAACAAUUAAAAAUAAAAUUAAUACCUCUCUGAUAAUGUCAUUUAAAAAUCUGCCUUGUUAUUGUAAGAGCAUUUUUUGUACUUUAAGUAGUAAUGAUAAUGGGAUGGAAGCAGCACGGUGGCCUCAUUGCUCUGAGGUUGGGUUUUGAAUCCAGGCUCCGGCCUUCCUGUGUGGAGUUUGUAUGUUCUCCCUGGGUUUGUGUGGGUUUUCUCUGGGUACGCUGGCUUUCUUCCACAUGUUAGGUUAAGUAAAGACUCUUAGGUUUGAAUGAGUGUGAAUGGUUUUUUGCCUAUGUCUAUAUGUGCUCUGCGAUUGGAUGGUAACCAUUCCAGGGUGUAUGCUGCCUCUUGCCCAAAGUCAACUGGGAUAGGUUCCAGCACACCCUCGACCCUAAUGAUAAGCGAGUAUAGAAAAUUGAUAGAUAAUGUUAUGGUCAGUUAGUGUAUAUUUAUUUUAGAAAAAUAUCUAUCUAUCUAUCUAUCUAUCUAUCUAUCCCAAUGUAUUCUUCAAAUGAACGUAGUAUUGUGUAUUAAAAGUAAGUUGCAAUAUUGUUUACUUGUAUACAAUGUAUCUCCACAUUUGGAGUUAUUUUAAAUGUGAAGCACAACAAAAAAUUUAAUUUCCUUGUGUUUUCUGUAAAAAUGUAAUACCAAAAUAAAAAAAACAU
This is a messenger RNA of Phycodurus eques (leafy seadragon), 2037 nucleotides long. RefSeq lists its product as uncharacterized. Gene Ontology annotation, biological process: immune response; G protein-coupled receptor signaling pathway. The coding region runs from base 108 to 1145 and encodes 345 amino acids. NCBI's taxonomy places the organism in Eukaryota, Metazoa, Chordata, Actinopteri, Syngnathiformes, Syngnathidae. Gene Ontology annotation, molecular function: G protein-coupled receptor activity. The transcript has a single exon. The record is from RefSeq and is a predicted model, not a curated record. Gene Ontology annotation, cellular component: membrane.